Haliotis rubra (blacklip abalone) is the source of this 1188-nucleotide messenger RNA. RefSeq names its product carboxypeptidase B-like. The transcript is spliced from 8 exons. Gene Ontology annotation, molecular function: metallocarboxypeptidase activity; zinc ion binding. Lineage: Eukaryota; Metazoa; Mollusca; Gastropoda; Lepetellida; Haliotidae. Gene Ontology annotation, biological process: proteolysis. The record is from RefSeq and is a predicted model, not a curated record. Bases 119 to 1015 code for a protein of 298 amino acids.
GGAGCGCGCCAGCAAGUCGACCCUCGGCCCCCACGAGAAGACGUCCCCCUUCAUAAACUGGUCAGGAGGGGCCACCACCCACACAGGCUAUAAGAGAUAUCAGUCAAUUGUGGACAUUAUGACUGGGAUGAGGAACAGUUAUCCAAAUCUCGUCCAGGAGGUCGGCAACCUGAGUCCCCAAACCCACGAGGGACGAAACAUCGCAUACAUCAGGUUUGGUACCGGAGGAGUUAAGCCGGUGAUAUUCAUCGAGUCACUGAUUCACGCCAGGGAGUGGAUUGCUGGAGCAUCUGUUUUGUACUUCAUGGAUCGGCUGGUGAGCAAGUACGCCAUGGACGCUGACGCAAAAUACAUGCUGGACAACUACGACAUUUACGUCGUUCCUGUCGCUAAUCCUGACGGCUACGAAUACACCCAUACCAAUAACAGGCUGUGGAGAAAGAACCGAUCUCAACCCCAAGGGAACUGCAGAGGUGUCGAUCUCAACAGGAACUUCGACGCAUACUGGAACACCGUCGGCGUCAGUAACCAGUGCUCGAGCGACAUCUACUGCGGUACGUCGGUGUUCUCAGAGGCCGAGGCCCAGGCUAUCAGGAACAAAGUGUCAGAGAUCAACUCCGGAGGUCAACGUCUUCUCGCUUACCUUGCUGUCCACUCGUACUCGCAGCUGUUGCUUACGCCCUAUUCGUACGCAAACGACCGCCCGGGCAACGCCGCCGAAGUGGACGCCGUUGCUGAGCUGAUGAACGACGCGCUAAAGGCGCCAUUCGGAACUAACUACAUAUGGGGCCAUGGACCUGAUGUGCUGUACCCAGUGUCCGGUGCUAGCGACGACUGGGCGAUGCUAAGCGGUGGUGCAAGGUACGUCUACACCUACGAACUGAGACCCAAGUCAAACAAUCCCGGCUUCACCAUCGGCGCUGAAUACAUUAUCCCCAACGGCUACGAGUUCUGGCUCUCCACGGUCGCCAUGGCAUGCAACAUGAACGCGGGGGCACCGAACUGCAACUUCUAAUUAUGCAAACACGCCGACCUCUUACAUAUCCACAAAAAAAUGGUAUCUAUUAUCGCUAUGGUGAAUCCCUUGAUGAUGCCUAGUCAUUAUAACGUAAUAAUGAAAUGACGUCAUAUAAUAUGACGUCACCUCGAUCGCGUUUUAGCUUGAUGAUUAUGAACAAUAUCCAAGAA